Molecule: messenger RNA, 2098 nt
Organism: Silurus meridionalis
Lineage: Eukaryota; Metazoa; Chordata; Actinopteri; Siluriformes; Siluridae
Gene: sh3glb1a
Product: SH3-domain GRB2-like endophilin B1a
Exons: 9
Coding region: 123-1205 (360 amino acids)
Biological process (GO): membrane organization
Cellular component (GO): cytoplasm; membrane
Molecular function (GO): protein binding
Source: RefSeq, a predicted model, not a curated record
UGUUGGGCGACAGCUGAUAGUUAUGUGGGUGUGCUUUGUCAGUUCCUCACACACACACACACAAAAACAAACACAUACACGCGCGCGCGCGCAGUCUGUAGUUUAGAUUUCCGCAAGACAUCAUGGAGUUUAAUGUGAAGAGACUGGCAGCGGAUGCGGGGACGUUCCUGAGCCGGGCGGUGCAGUUUACAGAGGAAAAGCUGGGCCAAGCUGAGAAAACUGAGUUGGAUGCACAUUUGGAAAACCUUCUCACCAGAGCUGAAUGCACCAAACACUGGACAGAGAAGAUACUAAAGCAAACAGAAGUGCUACUGCAGCCAAAUCCAAAUGUGCGGAUAGAAGAUUUUUUUUACGAGAAAUUGGACAAAAAAGCACCCACACGGUUGAAUAACCAUGAGAUGUUGGGGCAAUCCAUGAUCGAUUCUGGGAAUGAGUUUGGACCUGGCACAGCCUACGGAAAUGCUCUGAUGAAGAGUGGAGAGACGGAGAAUCAGAUCGGAGCCGCCGAAAGAGAGUUCAUCCAAAGCUCAGCUAUUAAUUUCCUCACCCCUUUCAGGAACUUUCUGGAGGGUGAUUUCAAAACUAUACUGAAAGAACGCAAGUUGCUGCAAAUCAAGCGGCUGGAUCUCGAUGCGGCCAAAACGAAGUUAAAGAAAGCCAAAAUGGCUGAGGCAAGAGCUGCUGCUGAGCAGGAGCUGAAGGUGACCCAGAGUGAGUUUGACAGGCAAGCUGAGAUAACCAGAUUGCUCCUGGAGGGAAUCAGCAGUACACACGCUCACCACCUUCGCUGUCUGAACGACUUUGUUGAGGCUCAGGCCACGUAUUACGCUCAGUGUUAUCAAUACAUGGUGGAUCUGCAAAAACAGCUGGGAAGCUUUCCUUCCUCAUUCUGUUCCAACAAUAACCAGUGUUCAUCAGGGGCAGCAGCAACCAUCUCUGUACCCACUCUGCCUGUUUCCACUGAUCCCACUGCCAGUGCCAGACAGAGUCACUCAGGCUUCAGUGAGCUGUUGAGCUCGGGCGCGAGCCGCAAGGCACGGGUACUAUAUGAUUACGAUGCUGCGGGCAGCAACGAGCUCUCCUUAUUGGCCGAUGAAGUGAUUACUGUGAGCAGCAUCCCAGGCAUGGAUUCGGAUUGGCUGAUGGGAGAGCGUGGGAACCAGCGGGGCAAAGUGCCAAUUACAUACCUAGAGCUCCUAAACUGAGUGCCAACAAAGAAAAACAAACUACACAUACACUUCAGAUUGGAUUACAACAUAUCCCUUGUGUAUAUUCGACUGUGCUGCAUCUGUGAGCUGCUUUCUGGAUAUUUAGCUUCAGCAGGGAAGGAGAGUCUCGCCCAAGUCAUUUCUGUUUACAAGCUGAUUUAACACAUAAGUGCUUCUGGUGGAAAUUCCGUCUUUACUGCAUUGUAACUUAUAACUGGAAGUCUUUUAUCAUACUAAAGUAAAACUAAUACAGAAUUUCACAAUUCACUUCAGAUAGCCAUUUCUUCUCUCUUUUCUUUUUUCAAGAAUUCCUGUAACUCAUUGGCAGGGAUAGAAAUUAAAAUGGUUUAUUUUAUUGUGAGUGAUUUAGUUUAUAACCUCCAUAGUAGCCAUGUACCUCAGAUUUAAUUUAUCAUUUUAUUUGUGUAUUUGCAUAAAAAAAUGCCAUCGAUUUGAGAACAGAUUGUAAACCAGUGUAUUUCAAAGACUUUUUUCAAACACUCAAUAUUGUUUUUAUUUGUGAAAUAAUUAGAAGAGUUGUUCAGGCAUUUGAUAAAGACAGUAUUGUGUACAUGAGCGUGUUCAGAGAAAGCACAUCGUGAGGUUCUGUAGAGUUGAGCGCUUGACGUAAGGUGCAUCUCGUUCACUUGAUUUUAUACUCUUGCUUCCAGUGUCAUGUGCCUUAAAUACCGCUGUGCCUUUUUAUUAAGCUUUUUUUUUUUGUACGACUGUACAGUGUACAAUACUGCAAACGUUUAAAUUUGUGCAAGUCUUAAUAUGAUGCUUUGUGUGAAAUUGUUCAUUUUAAGUUAUGAGUUAAAAAUGAUAGCCAAGUAAGUGUUCAAAAUCAAACACAUCUUUUAUUAAUAUACUCAGCUUUAUGGCCCUCA